Molecule: messenger RNA, 2199 nt
Organism: Petromyzon marinus (sea lamprey)
Lineage: Eukaryota; Metazoa; Chordata; Hyperoartia; Petromyzontiformes; Petromyzontidae
Product: eukaryotic peptide chain release factor GTP-binding subunit ERF3A-like
Molecular function (GO): GTP binding; GTPase activity
Source: RefSeq, a predicted model, not a curated record
AGGGUAGAGGGGGAAGACGAGGAGGGCUAGAGGGGUGAAGACGAGGAGGGCUAGAAGGGGGGAGACGAGGAGGGCUAGAGGGGUUGACGAGGAGGGUAGAGGGGUGAAGACGAGGAGGGCUAGAGGGGGGGGAGAGACGACCGCAUGGAGAAGGCGAUGGAGACGCAGGACUCUGCUCCCGACUGCUGGGACCAGGACGCGGAGUCCAUGAACGCCGCGGUGACGAACCUCAACGUGAACGCAGCCGUCUUCGUGCCCUCCUUCCUCAUGAGCGAGCCCUCGUCCGCGCCGCUCGUGGACAGCAAACCCAGAGCGCCCGAGCUGGACUCCAGCACAAAGACAGGAGCGCCGCUGGAGAACGGAGAGCCCGAGUCUGCCGAGAGUUGGGAGGAGCGCGGCGAGCCGGAGCGACCGGACGGAGGAGGCGGCGGAGGAGGCGGCGGAGGGGGGGGCGGCCCCCCCUCGGACGAGCCCCCUCCUCCUCCUCCCCCCCAGGACGUGGGGGGGGGCGGCGAGGACGCGGGGGGGGCGGCACCCCCUCCGAGCGAGAGCCCGGGGGGCCCAGGGGGGGCGGAGGAGACCCCCGAGGAGGAGGAGGGGGACGGGGAGGGGGUCCCCGUCCCUGCGCCGGCGCCCAAGCCCUCGGAGGGGCCGCGCAAAGACCACGUGAACGUGGUGUUCAUCGGCCACGUGGAUGCUGGCAAGUCAACAAUCGGAGGGCAGAUCAUGUACCUGACGGGCAUGGUGGACAAGAGGACGCUGGAGAAGUACGAGCGGGAAGCGAAAGAGAAGAGCAGGGAGAGCUGGUACCUGUCGUGGGCCCUGGACACGAACGUGGAGGAGCGCGAGAAGGGCAAGACGGUGGAGGUGGGGCGCGCCUACUUCGAGACGUCAAACAAACAUUUCACGAUCCUGGACGCGCCCGGCCACAAGAGCUUCGUGCCCAACAUGAUCGGCGGAGCGUCGCAGGCCGACCUCGCCGUGCUGGUGAUCUCGGCGCGGAAGGGAGAGUUUGAGACGGGCUUCGAGCGGGGCGGGCAGACGCGCGAGCACGCCAUGCUCGCCAAGACGGCAGGCGUCAAACACCUUGUGGUGCUCAUCAACAAGAUGGACGACCCCACGGUGCACUGGAGCCAGGAGAGGUAUGAGGAGUGCAAGGAGAAGUUGGUUCCCUUCCUGCGCAAGGUCGGCUUCAACCCCAAGAAGGACAUUCACUUCAUGCCGUGCUCAGGCCUCACGGGGGCCAACCUCCGUGAGGCCUGCUCCUCCGUGUGCCCCUGGUACAGCGGGCUGCCCUUCAUCCCCUACCUGGAGAGCCUACCGUGCAUGUACCGCUCGCCAGACGGACUCAUCCGCAUCCCCAUCGUCGACAAGUACAAGGACAUGGGCACAGUGGUGCUGGGGAAGCUGGAGUCGGGCAGCAUCGUCAAGGGGCAGCAUCUCGUCAUGAUGCCCAAUAAGCACAACGUGGAGGUGCUGUCCCUCCUAUCGGACGAGGUGGAGACGGAGGCGGCGGGGCCCGGCGAGAACCUGAAGCUGAGGCUGAAAGGCAUCGAGGAGGAGGAGAUCCUGCCGGGCUUUGUGCUCUGCGACGCCGCCAACCUGUGUCACACGGGCUGCACCUUCGACGCGCAGAUCGUGAUCAUUGAACACAAGUCGAUUAUCUGCCCCGGCUACAACGCUGUCCUGCACAUCCACACGUGCGUGGAGGAAGUACAGAUCAAGGCGUUGCUGUGCCUGGUGGACAAGAAGAGCGGUGAGAAGAGCCAGACGCGGCCGCGCUUCGUGAAGCAGGACCAGGUGUGCAUCGCACGCCUCCGUGCCGUCGGUGCCAUCUGCCUCGAGACCUUUAAGGACUUCCCCCAGAUGGGGCGCUUCACCCUGCGUGACGAAGGAAAAACCAUCGCUAUCGGCAAGGUCCUGAAGCUGGUGCAGGACAAGGAGUGACGAGCGGCCCUGGACGACGCCGACUUGCGCACACGACGGAGACAAAGCGACCGUACAACUCGACGCCGAAGCGGCCCGCACGGGCAGCCACGCUGGAGCGGCACGCUGGCGGCCCCGCCGUGGAGAAACCCCGACGCGCUCCAGCGCACGCUACACACCAGCUCCACACUCGCACGCUACACACCAGCUCCACACUCGCACGCUACACACCAGCUCCACACUCACACGCUACACACCAGCUCCACACUCACA